Phyllotreta striolata is the source of this 1821-nucleotide messenger RNA. NCBI's taxonomy places the organism in Eukaryota, Metazoa, Arthropoda, Insecta, Coleoptera, Chrysomelidae. The record is from the annotation of a GenBank genome assembly.
UUUACCUUCGUCGUUAAAUAGGCUAUUGUAUAACGCAUGAUUUAUAAACAAUAUUGCAUUCUGCUGGGUUUUUGCGAACUUAUUGCCAGUGGGAAUAGGAAUGAAACGUGAUCCGUCGCGUCGGAGAUACAUGUGUACAAAAAUAGAGAUGAAUUACCGCCUGAUAGAAUGACCGUGAAUCGUUUCUAGCGCAAUUAUGUGGCAGAAAGUUAAGAAAUAUUUCUUCGAUUAUUGUGAGCAUUCCAGCAUCAUCGGAUUCAAUUAUGUGGCCGAAAGAAGAUCCAAAGGGGAAAGACUAUUAUGGUUGUUACUAGUAGCAUUAGCGUUAGCGCUAUCGAUAUAUUUCAUACUGCAAAUGUGGUACAAAUACGACGAGAACCCGUUCAUCGUGAGCCUGGCGACGCGAGUCAAGCCGAUCUUCACCAUACCAUUUCCAGCGGUCACCAUUUGCCCGGCGUCCAAAUCGCACCGAUCGAUUUUCAACUACACCAACGCUGUACACAGGAUCUGGAACAAAUCGGACAUAUCCGAUUACGAGCAAGAAACGGUGAGAAUCGUGAGCAUGGUGUGCAAAGACUCCGACGUGAAUCUUUUGUUACCUCAAUGCGAGGGUUUCUCGGAGACUUUCUACCGCAGAUUGCACGAGAUAGACGCUACACGAGGGUAUUUCCACGAGGCGACCCUGUGCGAAUUCAUGGGGCGCUCGAAAAACUGCUCAGAAUUAUUCGUACCUAUAAUCUUAGACCAGGGUAUAUGCUACACUUUUAAUAUACUCGAUAGGGAAGAAAUAUACAAACCAAACGUGUACCAAUUCGAGCACUACCAUCAGCACCCUUACAGGAACCUUUGGAACCAAGAUAGUGGAUAUCCCAGGAACUCCAGGAAAGACGCCUAUCCUCGCAGAGCCCUGCAAGCUGGAGCAGAUAAUUCCUUAACUCUCCUCAUACCCCAGCUGGUGGAAGACGCAGAUUACCUCUGCCAAAUGCAGACUGGCUACACUGUGACCAUACACGUUCCCAACACCAUCCCAUUGACGCUGAAAGAUUACAAAAUAAUGCCUUCGGACGAAUCGACUACCAUUAUAAUAGAACCGGACCUUCUAACUACAUCAGCUACGGUGAAAUCGUACAAGCUAAUAGACAGGCAGUGCUAUUUUUCCGAUGAGAAGGACCUGGCGUAUUUUCGCAUGUACACGCAGGAGAAUUGCCUGCUCGAAUGCCUCACGAAUUUCACGUUGAAAACCUGCGGGUGCGUCGAUUUUUUCAUGCCCCACGAGAACACGACAGAAAUCUGCGGUAACUCCAAGAUGGCGUGUCUACAGGAAGCCCAGGACGAGCUGAAAAUGCUGGAACUGGACGUGGAAUUGGACGAGGAUCCGGAAAACCCGUACCAGAGCUGCGAGUGCCUGCCGGUGUGCACGCAAUUAUCCUACAAAACCGACUCGUUCUCGUACAAAUGGCGCUGGAAGGAGUAUUUCAUGGCGAAUAAUAAACUCAACAUCACCGAAAAACUCACCCAAUCGUUGCACUUUUCGAUGCUGCAGGUGUAUUUCAAAUCGGACCGAUUUUUGCCAUCGGAGAAAAACGAGCUCUAUGGACCGUUCGAUUUUCUAUCGAACUUCGGCGGAUUGUUGGGACUUUUCACCGGAUUUUCCCUGCUAUCGGCCGUGGAAUUGGUGUAUUUCGUGUCGGUGAGGCUGUGGUGCAACAGGCGGCUGUACAACGACCUGUCGGGGCCCCCGCAAAGGACCACUUGAAAGCGUUUUUGUCAUGUUAUUAUGUAUUCUAGUUUAAAUACAUUUCUAGUUUCCUUUUCGAUUUG